Messenger RNA from Marmota flaviventris (yellow-bellied marmot), 1662 nucleotides. It is a transcript of the gene Lipt2-as1, whose product is annotated as LIPT2 antisense RNA 1. Lineage: Eukaryota; Metazoa; Chordata; Mammalia; Rodentia; Sciuridae. The record is from RefSeq and is a predicted model, not a curated record. Gene Ontology annotation, molecular function: DNA binding. Gene Ontology annotation, cellular component: nucleus.
AUGUCCAAAAGAGUUAAAGAUAUACCAACGGAUAAUGGUGAGAAGAAGAAAAGGAAGCAUCUGUCUUUAUCAAUAGCUCAGAAAGUAGAGUUAUUACAGAAGCUUGAUGCUGGUGUGUCUGUAAGGUGUCUUACAGAAGAAUAUGGUGUAGGGACCACCACCAUAUAUGACUUAAAGAAACAGAAAGACAAAUUGCUGAAAUUUUACAGUGACAGUGAUAACCAAGAACUAAUGAAAAACAGAAAAACAUUACAUAGGGCCAAAAAUGAAGAUCUUGACCGUGUGUUAAUUGAAUGGAUUCGACAACAAAGAAGCAAUGAUAUGCCCCUGACUGGUUUAUUGGUCAUGAAACAAGCUAGAAUAUACCAUGAAGAACUGAACAUUGAAAGUGAGUGUGAAUAUUCAGAAGGGUGGCUGCAAAAAUUUAAAAAGCGUCAUGGAAUCAAAUAUCUUAAAAUGUGCGGUGAAAAAGCUUCUGCGGAUCAUGAAACAGCUGAAAAUUACAUUGAUGAAUUUGCUAAGAUAAUAUCUGAUGGAAACCUUAGCCCUGAACAAAUUUACAAUGCUGAUGAAACAGCUCUGUUUUGGUGCUAUGUUCCUAGAAAAACCUUAAUCAUGGCCGAUGAAAAGGUACCAACAGAUUUCAAGGAUGCCAAGCAAAGGUUAACUGUUCUUGGAUGUGCUAAUGCUGCAGGUACACAUAAGAUAAAACUGGCAGUGAUUGGGAAAAGCCUACCUCCAAAAUGUUUAAAAGGUACUGGCAGCUUACCUGUGCAUUAUUAUGCAAACAAAAAAGCAUCAGUAACCAGAGAAAUCUUUUCUGAUUGGUUCAAUAAGCACUUUGUGCCAGCAGCACGAGCUCAUUGCAAGCAAGCCGGACUAGAAGACAAUUGCAAAAUUUUACUGUUCCUAGACAACUGUUCAGCACAUCCCCCUCCAGAACUUCUUGUGAAAAGUAAUGUUUUCAGCAUCUUCCUUCCCCUGAAUGUGACAUCCGUAAUACAGCCUUGUGACCAAGGAAUUUUACGCUCCAUGAAGAGCAAAUAUAAACACUUUUUCUUAAACAGCAUGCUUGCUUCAGUGAACAGAGGCCUGAAAAUCCAGGACUUCCUUAAAGAAUUUAGUCUCAAGGAUGCCAUCUAUGCAAUUGCUAAUGCAUGGAAUGAUGUUGAUAAGUCAACAUUAACAAAUGCUUGGCACAGACUUUGGGCUACAAUGAUGUUUGAAAAUGACCUUGCUGAUGAGGAUUUUGAAGGAUUUAGAGAUUCUAAUGAGAAGAUCAUGAUAUCAAAACUUAUUACUUAUGCCAAAAGUUUAUCAGCUGAAAGUGUAAAUAAGUUAGAAGAAGCUGACAUUGAAGAAAUACUGAACAUUGAUAAUGAUGUACCCGUUGUGCAUCCUUUGAGCGAGGGGGAUUUUGCUGAAAUGGGUGUAAAUACAAAUCAGUAUGAAGAUAGUAGCAGUCACGAUGAUGACAUGAACACAGGUGAAAAAAUCUCUAUAGAACAGCUGGUGAAAAUGUGUGACCAGUUAAUUGCUGGUCUUGAACAAUGUGCAUUCAUCAGUGAGCAAGAGACCAUGGCGAUUUACUCAAUUAAAGAGAAAUUGCUUAGACAAAAACCUGUGUUAAGGAGGCAGAUGACACUGGAAAAGGCCUUUUAA